Molecule: messenger RNA, 2277 nt
Organism: Symbiodinium natans
Lineage: Eukaryota; Dinophyceae; Suessiales; Symbiodiniaceae
Source: the annotation of a GenBank genome assembly
AUGGACAAGACGAAACCGAUGCUGCACGCGUUGCCAGAUCUGCUGGAAGGAUUCAGCUGCUCAGGUCACUGGAAGACAAUCCUGUCAACUAAUGCAGUGUUGGCCUUCGUGCUGAGCUGCGCAGCCUACACCGUUGUAUUUUCUCUUCUCUGGUUCGUCAGCUACCUUUCUUUUCCGCGGCACCAGCUGCAGAUCCGUCAGGACAUUUGGUGCUUGACGAGGCUCGUGCCUCUCUUCCUGGCAGCACCAUUCGGUAUUCUAUCUUGUAAAGUUUUCGCUGAGAAGCUGCACUUGAGUUUGAACGUGUCCUUCCCCGAGCACUGGCAGCAGUGGCCACAGUGCCAAGUGCGCUGGGUGGAGCCUCCGCAAUCGAUGCUCCCAGUCGGUUGUGGGGCAAACUUGAGUCAGGAGGCACAGCGACAACGCCUGCAGUACUACUUGUCCGCUCUUAUGCUCCUUCCAUCUGUCUUCUUCCUGGCAGGUUUGCUGCUGACGGCACUGGGGCGAGGCAUCAGAGCAAUCGCACGAGGCUGUGGCAACAGUCACUUUGGUGAGAAAAGCCGUGGGGUGUCUAGAGCGGGAUACGCCUACGAUCCAUUCGUGCCCGACAUUCCUGAUGCCGAGCCACAACAGGAAGCCGACUGCCGGGUGACAUGUUAUGCCAUUGUGUUCCACUUAUGCUGUGCCGGCUUGUCGUUGUGGGCCGUCGCAACAGCACACUUGGACAUGCGCUACGGCCUGUGUUGGGAGCUCUGGCUGUUUUGGGCGGUCAUCAUGUUGAGCAUCUCCUUGAUGCAAGGUCUUUAUUUCGCAGCAUUCCUGCCAACCCAUGCUAGGGUGCCAGGAUUCGGAUUGCCAGUUCUGACCCCCAUCCUGCCAAUACUGGGCGAGCCCUUAGACACAUUUAAGGAUUGGCUCUUCGUGGGCUUGGCGAUAUCACAAAGGACGACCUGGCUUGGCUUCAUGAUGGCCGGCUUGGGUGUUGGUGUUCUAUGCCUGUCCAACCUUUACAUCUGGACAUACCAUCCCAAUGAGCUAGCAUCUGGCCUUCUCCCUGUGCGUGCUGCAUGCUGUGAGCAGCGGGACAGGACUCUGCUCGCCAAGUUGACAUCCAAAGGGAAGCUUGCCGUGGCCAUCACGGAGGAUCUGCCCCAGGCAUGCCUGCAGUCUCUGUUCGUAGUGAUUUACGGAGGCUCAGUCACGCAGUACUUCUUCAUCGGCUUCGCGCUGGCGAAAGUCUCGGCCUGCUUAUUGCUGCGGGCCACAAUUAUGGAGAGAGAGGAGCGCUUCAGCGACGCCUACGAGGCGUUGGUGAUGUACUAUCAGUUUCUGUCGGCAGUAGGAAGUGCUGUGUUGGGGAAGCGCAGUGCCUUCGCCUUGAGAAAUCAGUGCAAAGUCGCUGCAUCACUGUCGGAGCUGGGUCAGCACACCGAAGCCUUGUAUUUGCAGAAGGAGGUGCUGGCUGCUCAGCAGCAGGUCUUGGGGCCUAGUGACCCAGAGACACAGUGGACUCAGGGUGACCUCGCAGUGUCGCUCCUGGUGCUUGGCCGGCAUGACGAAGCUUUGGAACUGGCAACGGAACUGUUGGCUGCACGGCAAGAGACCCUUGGGCCCACGCACCCCGACACACUCUGGACUCAAGCACAGGUGUCGCUCUCGCUGGCCAAGCUUGGCCGCCAUUCCGAAGCUUGGCACGCACAAGCGGAAGUGCUGACCGAGCAGCAGCGUACAUUGGGCAGUACUCACCCAUGCACGCUGUGGACUCAGGCCGACAUGGCUUUGUCGCUGUCGGCCCUUGGCCGGCAUUCUGAAGCUUUGCGGCUGAAGGAAGAAGUGCUGUCUGCACGGCUGCAGGCCUUGGGCCCCGUUCACCCCAGCACUUUGUGGACUCAGCUCCAGGUGGCCUCGUCGCUGGCAGAUCUUGGCCGCCACGCUGAAGCCUUGGAGGUUCAAAAGGUGGUCUUGGCAGCGCAGCAGCAGACCUUGGGGCCGGCUCACCCCUACACACUGAGGACCCAGAGCAAGCUGGCAGCGUUUCUUCUAAACCUCGGCCAGACCCGAACGUCUCUGCAGAUGUUGACGGAAGUGUUGGUUGCGCAGCAGCAGGCCCUUGGGCCCAAUCAUCCAGAUACGUUGUUCACUGCUGGCAAGCUUGACCAGCUUCGCGCUCAAUCGGCAUUUGUCAGUGGCGCUGUUGGAGGCGAAGGACUUCCGCACCUUCCUGGAAACACGGAGCUGCGCUCGGGAGGACCCGGCGUAGCAGGGGGGGGCGGUUGA